Salvelinus fontinalis (brook trout) is the source of this 4376-nucleotide messenger RNA. Its product is annotated as cadherin-2-like. The record is from RefSeq and is a predicted model, not a curated record. Bases 275 to 3019 code for a protein of 914 amino acids. Gene Ontology annotation, biological process: synapse assembly; cell morphogenesis; cell-cell junction assembly. Lineage: Eukaryota; Metazoa; Chordata; Actinopteri; Salmoniformes; Salmonidae. Gene Ontology annotation, molecular function: calcium ion binding; cadherin binding. Gene Ontology annotation, cellular component: postsynaptic specialization membrane; catenin complex; plasma membrane. The transcript has 16 exons.
CAGUAGGGAGAGACAGUGAGAGAUCCUGGCACAGCGACAGGGUAUUUUCUGUUGGAGGGACUGUAUGCAUGGGAAGGAGUAGCAGCCUCAGUACCAGGCGGUGAUCUCAGAUCGGAGCGGAGAGUGGAUAGGGGAGGCUGCUACAUGCUGCUGCCGCUGCCGCCUUUGUUGUAAGCAGGGAACGUUUGGUUUCACCACUACAUCCAGACUGCAGAAAGACAUACGGAUAUUUAUCACGCAUUGAAAGGGAAAAUACAUAACAAAAGGCAUAUCAAUGUACUUAUACGAGGGCAGGGGACUGCUUCUGUUCACGCUCUUGGCCGCUUUGCAGAUUGCAACGGAGGGCAGGGGCACCCCUCCUCUGUGUCGGCCGGGCUUCUCUGAAGAUAUGUACGUUGCAGAGGUUCCAGAGAGUGCAGAGAAAGGACAGGCCCUUUUCAAUGUGAAGUUUGUGAACUGCGGCCAAGGUGGACCGGUGCAGUUCGAGUGCAGUAACCCGUUCGACUUCCGUAUAGAGGCUGACGGAGUGGUCUACGCCCUCAGGCCCUUGACCGUGUCCACCCUCCGGGCGGUGCCCCUAGUGAUCGUGGCCAGGGACGAGACCAAUCAGCAGCAAUGGCAGACCCAAGUGAGAUUAACGCCACCUAUAGGCCAGAGCCAACAGGUCCAAGAUAUCCCAGCUCCCCCAGCUCUGUCCCAGGGUCUCCAGGAGAUCUGGUUCCCAUCGCGGCAGACAGACAGCAGCUCCGUGGGCCAGCUCAAACGCAUGAAAAGGGACUGGGUAAUCCCCCCAAUCAACGUCCCAGAGAACUCCAGAGGAGAGUUCCCCCAGGACCUGGUCCGGAUCCGGUCGGACAAUGACAAGAACCGCUCCCUGAGGUACAGUGUGACUGGACCCGGAGCCGACCAGCCGCCCACUGGCAUCUUCAUCAUCCACCCCAUCUCUGGAGAGCUGUCCGUCAUGAAACCCCUGGACAGAGAACACAUUUCCAACUUCCAUCUGAGAGCCCAUGCUGUGGAUCUGAAUGGUAACCAAGUAGAGAGCCCCAUCGACAUUGUAAUCAAUGUGAUUGACAUGAACGACAACCGGCCCGAGUUCAUCCAUCAGAUCUGGAACGGCACCAUCCCUGAGGGCUCUAAACCAGGGACCUUUGUUAUGACGGUAACAUCUGUUGACAAAGAUGACCCCAAAACAGCCAAUGGGAUGCUGCGCUACAAGAUCGUAUCCCAGAAUCCUGAGAGCCCGACAUCCAACAUGUUCACCAUCAACAAUAAGACAGGAGGCAUCAUUACCGUCGCAGCCGGCCUGGACAGAGAGAAAGUGCCUCAGUACACGUUGAUCAUCCAGGCCACAGACAUGGAGGGCAACCCCAUGUACGGUCUCUCCAACACCGCCACCGCCGUCAUCAAAGUCACGGACAUCAAUGACAACCCACCGGAGUUCACUGCAGAGACGUUCUUUGGAGAGGUGCCUGAGAACCGGGUGAAUGUCAUCGUGGCCAACCUAACGGUGACAGACAAAGACCAGCCCAACACGCCAGCCUGGAACACCGUCUACAAGAUCACCGGGGGCGACCCCACCGGCAGGUUCUCCGUGCCAACCGACCCCACCACUAACGAGGGCCUGGUAACUGUUGUCAAGCCAAUCGACUAUGAGAUCAGCAGGACGUACGUGUUGACGGUGGUAGCGGUGAACGAGGUGUCCCUCGCCCGGGGCAUCCACUCCCCUCGCCAGUCCACCGCCACGGUCUCCAUCAGGGUCAUCGAUGUCAACGAGAGCCCUAACUUUGAACCCAACCCCAAACUCAUCAAACUGGAGGAGGGGAUGCAACCAGAAUCAGCACUAACCACCUUCACAGCACAGGACCCUGAUAGAUUCAUGCAGCAGACCAUUAGAUACACCAGGCUCUCAGACCCAGCCAACUGGCUGAGAAUUGACCCUAACACCGGGCACAUCACAACCAUCGCCGUCCUGGACCGUGAAUCGCCCUACGUGAAGGACAACAUGUACAGCGCCACCUUCCUGGCCUCUGACAGCGGCAUUCCCCCGGCGAGCGGUACAGGCACCCUGCAAAUCUUCCUGCUGGACAUCAAUGACAACGCGCCCCACGUCUACCCCCAGGAGACUGAGAUGUGUGAGAAACCUGAGCCCAAUGGCUUCAACAUCACAGCGCUAGACGGAGACCUCAGCCCUAAUGCCGGACCCUUCGCAUUCGAGCUGGCUAACAGGCCCUCAGACAUACGGAGAAACUGGACCAUCACACGGCUCAGUGGUGACUUUGCCCAGUUGAGCCUGAAGAUCAAUUUCCUGGAAAGCGGCAUCUACGAGAUCCCCAUCAUCAUCACUGACUCUGGCAACCUGCCCAUGUCCAACACAUCCUACCUGCGGGUCAAGGUGUGUCAGUGUGACCACAACGGGGACUGCACCGACCAGCAGCACAUUGUCGCUGCAGGGCUGGGCACGGGCGCCAUCAUCGCCAUCCUGCUCUGCAUCAUUAUCCUGCUCAUUCUUGUGUUGUUGUUUGUGGUAUGGAUGAAGCGUCGUGAUAAGGAGCGCCAGGCCAAGCAGCUGCUUAUUGACCCUGAGGACGAUGUCAGAGACAACAUCCUGAAGUAUGACGAGGAGGGAGGAGGAGAAGAGGACCAGGAUUACGACUUGAGCCAGCUCCAGCAGCCCGACACGAUAGAGCCUGAUGCCAUCAAACCCGUGGGGAUACGGCGUAUGGACGAGAGGCCGCUGCACCCUGAGCCCCAGUACCCUAUAAGGUCAGCAGCCCCACACCCAGGGGACAUCGGAGACUUCAUCAAUGAGGGACUUAAGGCAGCAGACAACGACCCCACAGCCCCGCCCUACGACUCCCUGCUGGUGUUCGACUACGAGGGCAGUGGUUCCACAGCCGGCUCCCUAAGCUCCCUCAACUCCUCCAGCAGCGGAGGGGACCAGGACUACGAUUACCUCAACGACUGGGGCCCUCGCUUCAGAAAACUGGCAGACAUGUACGGAGGGAGUGACGACUAGGAGACAAGACCUACAAAAAACAAGAUGACAAAGAAUGGUGAACCCAGGAAAGUAGAAAAUAUAUUUUGUUUUCCUCUCGAUGGACGUGGACAGGUUCUGAUUACCGAUAUUCCCCUGACCGAGUGGUGACAGGAACAAUGACAGAAAAGUACAAAAAAUUACAGCAUAAUUUCAAAAUAUUUUCAAAAAACAACCAACCUAGGCUUAUUGUUGUAGUCUACGCAUACAUAUGCUUGUUGAAGGCUUAGGCAUACGCUGAAAUGUGGUCCAGUUUUGGAGAAGGGGAGGGAACAUUGGUGAACUGUCACUGUUUGGAUCGUUGAUAUUGAGAGCGCUCAGUUACACUUGAAUUUCACAGUACAGAAGCACUGGGAUAUAAUGUGCCUUUUUGUACAUUUUUUGGGGAUCUGAAUGAUUAGUUUUAUGUUCAAGGCUUUAAUGGUACUGACUUUUGGAGUGAUUUCAAAACAUAAAGUAUGUUAAACUAUGGUAUGCUUCUACAUGCUUUUUUUGGUUACACAAUACUGCUGUUUGUUGAACAAUGAUUAUUUAAUUGAAUUACCAAGAGGAAGAGAUGAUGAAGGAUCCUUUGUUAACUUGGAUGGGGAGAAACAACUAAGAACAGCACUGUACAGUAUGCUAGAAUUUUUGACUUUUUUCACUAAAACAUAUAACUUAUGCAGCUGGUUGCAAAUAAAGGGAGUCAUAAAUGAUACUUUUGUAGCGGAAUACAUUUUUUUUCUUUUUUCUGAAGUGGUGUAGUACUUUACAAAAACAGCAACUGUUUAUCUUCUUCUAAUCCAUGUACACUUCAUUUGCCUUGGUCAUCAUCUGGUACUUUCAACUUUUUCUUCACUGUAAAGAAAAUGUGUACAUAAUAUUUUUUUUCUUUUUUUCUUUUGAUGUAGUCUAUGAAGCAGUGCAAAAAGUUCUGAACUUGUAAAUGUAUAAUUUGGACUACAAAUUAAAGGUUUUGCAUGUUUUUAUCUUUUCACAAUAACAAAAAUGAUUAAAAAAAAUGUUAUUUACAAAAUGUAUUUACAAAGCAAAAAAAUAAAAACCAGGUGACAUUACAUGUGUAGAAGAUAAGUUAAGAAAGUAUUUUGUAUAAAAUGAAGAAACAACUGAACAAAAAAAAUGAAAAAAUUGCUAUCUUGUCAGCACAACUGUUUGAAUUUGUACCAAAAAAAGGGUGUGGGUGGGGUGUUGUGGUACCCACCGUUGGCACUAAUUACUGAAUCAGCUUUAAGACUGGGAAAGGUUUUUGUCUGAAGCUUUGUGGAUAAUCGUAUGUACUGGAAUACAAAUGAUACAUCUGACCCCAACAAUCCGAAUAAAAUGCUAAUUUUGGAGCUAA